AUGUGGAUCAUCACCCAUGGCUUUAAUAAUGGUGUCGCCAAGUUGAUUGGAGAGGCAGUGAAGGAGUACAACAUUAAGCAGCAAAACUCUCGGAUCGUCAGCAACCAGUAUCUUAGUUUAGCCGAGAGGAUGAAAAGACGUCUACCAGUCAUUGGCAUCGUGCCAAAAGACAAGGUGCUGUCAGGUGCACAUUUGGAUGAAAUGACGAGUGUUACUGCAAUGAAAACCACAGUGAUCCCUGAUGUUCCUUGGUUGAACCUGGACCACUCGCAUUUCAUCAUUGUUGAUGAUGACGAAAGGGAGGGACUUGUAGGCAGUCUGAGAUGCAGAAUAGAGGCCCAUUUCCGCAAGCAGUUUGGCACUAAGAAGAGAUUGAUCCAAACGAUGAGCAUGGGAGAGGACGGCCAAUGCCCGACUGAUGUCAGUGAUACGCAGACCAUAGAAGCGCAGUAUGUGGGUGAGGUGAUGAAGCAUGCCAUUCCAGUGUUGGGACUCCUUGUUCAAGGUCACCCACACAACCUUGAUCACGUGAUGUACUUUCUGGAAAACAAGAUGCCUAUUGUCAUACUGAAGGACAGUGGUGGUUUGGCUGCUGUUCUAGGAUAUGUACAUCAUGAGCUGCAUGAAAAGGCAGAUUUAGAUCCAGACUUUGAACAGAAUACACUGAAGCCAGAGCUGAUCAAGAUGAUUGUGCGUAUCUUCGGCUCCAAGUACGAGGACAAUGAAGUGGAGAAGCUGCAACUCAGAGAUAAGAUAAUCCAGUGUGUGAAAAUGGCACAUGAUGGUGAAGCCUCAUAUAUCACAGUUGUGACUGCAAACACAGUGGGCGGAAACAACCUGAAGGAUCUCGAUAAGUUCCUUCUAAAGGCGCUCUUAAAGAGUAAAAAAACGGAGGGUGUGAACAGACAAGAGCAGCUGCAGAAUGAUCUUCAGCUGAUGAUUGACUGGAACCGGCCGGAUCUGGCAGCAGAAAUAUUCCAGCUUGAAACUGUUAAAGUCCGGAUUGACAGGAAGAUGUUUGAGAAGGCCCUACUCCAAAAAGAACGGGAGAAGUUCAUUGACCUCUUCAUCACGCAGGGGGUGAGAGUUCACCGGUACCUGAACCGCGAGAAGCUCAAAUUGCUGUUUGAGAAAGCUGAGGACAGAGAAUUCUUCAUAACCGUGUGUCUUAAGGGAAUGUUGGGAACCAAAGUGACUACAGAUAAAGUCCUGGGCACCCAUUUCAUGUCCAAGCAGUUGAACCGUAUGCUGAAGAGACUGACACUGCUCGACAGGUUCAUUGUGCCCGGGGAGCUCACCCAGAAUGCAGUUGGAAACUACAAGAACACGGAGGAUGCUAAUGUGGCUGAGAGAAAGGCCCUCAACUGUCUGAUGGUGUGGGCAGUGCUGAUGCACCGACACAAGCUGGCCAAGACCUUAUGGAGCCACUGUAACGAACCGAUAGCCAUGGCCCUGCUGUGCUCCCGUAUCUAUAAGAAGAUGAUACGAUACCACCGGGAGCAGUACCAGAAGACAGAGCUGGAGAACCUAUCCAAAGAAUUUGCGGGCAUGGCCCUGGGUGCACUGAAUAUCUGCUUCAAGGAUGCGAGCGCCCAAGCGUUAUACAUGCUUGGAAAACAAAUGCCUGACUAUAACGACAAGACAGUGGUGGAGAUCGCACACGACGCCCGCGCCAUUCACUUCAUGGCCCACCCUUGCGUCCAAAAGUGGUUGACACAACUUUUCAAGGGAAACUUGCAUGUCAAAGAGCUGGAAUGGGGCUUUUUCAGGCUGCCAUACUGGUUCAAGAUUCUGACAAGUGUCUGGCUGAUAUUUCCCAUGUACCUCUGGAUUCGCUUCACUCCUCCUGCCAAGAUGGAAGCAAUAGAGUAUGAGGUAGCUGUGACAGGAGAAGAGGAGGAUGAAGAUGAUGAUGAUUGUACGGAUGAAGCCAACACAUCCUAUCGGAGGAAAAAGGCGUCAUUCGGUCAGAUCUUGCUCACAGGCAAGACAAAUGUCCCAUUCUACCUGAAAUACUACCUUCUCUGGACAGCACCUGUCACCAAGUUUUGGAACACACAGUUGUUCUACUUCAUGUUCCUGGGCGUGUUUUCCCUGGCUACCCUGUGGCCGACAUGUGGCAACUGGACACUGGACUGCGUCGUCUUCCUCUCUGCCCUAAUGAUAGAAAUGGAGCUAGUCUGGACAACAUACAAGAAGAAACAGGUUGCUAAGAUGGGACAAACGUGCAGCAGUGUGUUGGAGACGGGUGCUGAUCGGGGUAGCUAUGGCUGGAACAAUCAGCACAUUGAUCGGUUUACGCCCCUUCCGGUAAAGAUCAGAAUGAUGAGGUUCAAAACAAUGACGAUGAUGAGUAGCUACAUGGACCUCACUCUGAUCGGUAUCUUCCUCAUCACCAUGUUGAUACGACUGCUGGACAUCUGGCAUGGAAUCUCACACUACACUACGGUGGCAUUGCUGAUACGACUGCUAGACAUCUGGCACGGAAUCUCUGACUACACAAUGGUGACCAUGUUGAUACGACUGCUGGACAUCUGGCAUGGAAUCUCAGACUACACUAGGAUGUUGAUACGACUGCUGGACAUCUGGCAUGGAAUCUCUGACUACACUAGGACUGCACUAGGGUAUGUGGCCAUGUUGAUACGACUGCUGGACAUCUGGCAUGGAAUCUUAGACUGUACUGGGGUAGUGGACCAUGCUGAUACGACUGCUGGACUUCUGUCACGGAACUCAAACUACACUAGGGUGACCAUGUUGAUACCACUGUUGGACAUCUGGCAUGGAAUCUCUGACUACACUAGGGUAGAUGACCAUGUUGAUACGACUGUUGGACAUAAGGCAUGGGUAGGUGACAAUGCUGAUACGACUGCUGGACUGCUGGCAUGGAAUCUCAGACUACACUAG
Molecule: messenger RNA, 2904 nt
Organism: Dreissena polymorpha
Lineage: Eukaryota; Metazoa; Mollusca; Bivalvia; Myida; Dreissenidae
Product: transient receptor potential cation channel subfamily M member 7-like
Exons: 23
Coding region: 1-2904 (967 amino acids)
Biological process (GO): monoatomic cation transmembrane transport
Molecular function (GO): monoatomic cation channel activity
Source: RefSeq, a predicted model, not a curated record